Messenger RNA from Talaromyces amestolkiae, 828 nucleotides. RefSeq lists its product as uncharacterized. Lineage: Eukaryota; Fungi; Ascomycota; Eurotiomycetes; Eurotiales; Trichocomaceae. The record is from RefSeq and is a predicted model, not a curated record. The coding region runs from base 1 to 828 and encodes 275 amino acids. The transcript has a single exon.
AUGGCUGGCAUACAAACCCCCUUCUCAACGUACCGCCUGCUAUCAUUCGAUAUCUACGGCACCCUCAUCGACUGGGAGAGUGGCAUCGUACAAGCCCUCUCGCCAAUCCAAGACCGCCUCCCGGACUCUUCCCCACUGAAAAGCGGAGGAAACGAUCUCGCUCUCGGCACUGUGUUCACAAAGCAUGAAGCCCGGCUUCAAUCCGAAGAGCCAGGAGCAACAUACGACAAGAUUCUGCGAGAUGCCUACAUCGCAGUCGCGAAGGAAUUACUAGAGAAUGUGCCAGGAGAAGACCAGUUAGAAGAGGAAGGCGUAGCUUUCGCGGAUAGCAUCGCCGUCUGGCCUGCCUUUCCAGACACAAUCCAAGCAAUGCGCAAACUCAAGAGAUUGGGGUUCAAACUCGUGCCUGUAUCGAAUGUUGACCAUGGCUCCUUUGGAAAGACUCUUGCUGGUCCAUUGAGUGAUCUCAGGGAGCCUUUAAGUCCGGGUUCGGAUCCGCUAGACCCCUUCUUUGAUGCAGUAUAUACCGCGCAAGAUAUAGGAUCUUAUAAACCCGAUCUCAGGAAUUUUGAGUACUUGAUUAAUCAUGUCAAGGCCGAUUUUGGGGUCGAGAAGCAUGAAAUCCUACAUGUGGCGCAGAGUUUGAGGCAUGAUCAUGUCCCUAGUAAGCAGAUUGAGUUGGAUAGUGUUUGGAUUGCGAGGGGGAAAGGUGGUGUGAGUGGGAUGGGAGGGGAUGUAGAGGAGUUGUUGGGCAAAGUGUCGUUUGCGUGGAAGUUUGAAAGUCUUGGUGAUUUUGCGGAUGCAGUUGAAGCUGAGUUACAGAAGUAA